Messenger RNA from Neltuma alba, 1733 nucleotides. RefSeq names its product protein RETICULATA-RELATED 4, chloroplastic-like. The coding region runs from base 105 to 1289 and encodes 394 amino acids. NCBI's taxonomy places the organism in Eukaryota, Viridiplantae, Streptophyta, Magnoliopsida, Fabales, Fabaceae. The record is from RefSeq and is a predicted model, not a curated record. The transcript is spliced from 8 exons.
GCCUCUGAUCUCUCUCCCCCUCACUUUUAACAGUCAACAGUCAAAUACGCUUAUACCGCUUCCCAAAUCUCUCACUAUCACCUUCGCUUCCUUCUCUCUUUCAGAUGGCCAUCGCUUCCUUCUCCAACCUCUCCUCCCUCUCCUUCUCUCGUCCUUCCCAACCCCAUUGUUCCUAUCACAACCACUCGUCUCUUCCAAGCCUCACCCCCAUCUCCCACCGUGCAAAACCAUCUUCUCAUCUCUUCACUUCCAAUCUCACUUUUUCAACUCCUAUUUUUUCACCUACCCAUUUGCUCCGUUUGCCGGCAAGUAGCUCCAUUUUUUCAUCUGGGGACGAUGGCGGGAGCAUUGGACAUGGAGGGGGAGGUGGUGGCGGAGGUGGUGGCAGUGGAGGAGGGGACGGUGAAGAGGAGGACAGAGAACAUAACAAGAAAGAGGCUUUGUUGGUGCUUGCGGAGGUGGGCAGGUCGCUGGACAGUUUGCCGAAGGAUUUAGCGGCGGCGAUCAAGGCUGGCCGCGUUCCCGGUUCGAUUGUGAGUAGGUUCUUGGAUUUGGAGAAGUCCGCUUUUUUCCGGUUUUUGCUGAAUUUUGGAGGGUUUAAGGAGCGGUUGUUGGCGGAUGAUUUGUUCCUGGCCAAGGUUGCAAUGGAGUGUGGUGUUGGGAUCUUUACUAAGACUGCUGCAGAGUUGGAGCGGCGUAAAGAAAAUUUUUCCAAGGAGCUGGAUUUUGUCCUUGCCGAUGUGGUAAUGGCUAUUGUGGCAGAUUUUAUGCUUGUGUGGCUUCCAGCUCCUACUGUUCCUCUCCGACCACCUCUUGCAGUUAGUGCUGGAUCUCUUGCUAAAUUCUUCCAUGGCUGUCCUGAAAAUGCAUUUCAGGUGGCCUUGGCUGGAACGUCAUAUUCUCUUCUACAGAGAAUAGGUGCUAUAGUGCGUAACGGAGCAAAGUUAUUCGCAGUUGGGACGGGUGCAUCUCUGGUUGGAACAGGGGUAACAAAUGCAUUGAUUAAUGCCCGAAAGGCUGUUGACAAAUCUUUUGCUGCUGAGGCUGAGGAUGUACCAGUAGUAUCGACCAGUGUUGCAUAUGGGGUUUACAUGGCAGUAUCUAGCAACCUGAGGUACCAAGUACUGGCAGGAAUCAUCGAACAGCGGAUUCUAGAACCUUUGCUACAUCAAAACAAGCUUAUGCUAAGUGCAGUUUGCUUUGCUGUUAGAACUGGCAAUACUUUCUUGGGCUCACUGUUGUGGGUCGAUUAUGCUCGAUGGGUUGGAGUCCAGAAAAUAAGGGAUUGAACAUACUGGUUUUCCAACCAAGAAAUACAGUAUGUGACAAUAUUUUCAUGAGAUAAGGAUUCAGCCAAAUCAUUGCAUGUAGUUUUUUAAUUGAUGGAAUUCCAGUUAAAUUUGUUUUCAGCAUGUUGUUGGAUUGAUUUUUACUUUCUUGGUAAACUGGCUGUGCAAUUUAUUUAUCAAAAUAAUGAAGAUUGACGAGUGCGUGAGUCUUUUAGAUGCCACCAUAACUGGUGGUGGUUAGUGACAGCAUUUUGAUCCUCCAUAAACUAGCAGAAGUUGCUAGAUGAAUUUGAGUCGCACUUUUUUUCUUUCUGGGUUUAGAUAGAAAACUGUGGGAAUGUCCCUCCUUUGAUGAUGAUGAUGAUGAUGAUGGAUUUGAUUGUGUUAGUGUGUAGUCUCUUGUAUUGAGAAUGAAUGGAAACAAGAUUGUGGACAUUUGAUCUC